Messenger RNA from Cylicocyclus nassatus, 288 nucleotides. The record is from the annotation of a GenBank genome assembly. Lineage: Eukaryota; Metazoa; Nematoda; Chromadorea; Rhabditida; Strongylidae.
AUGUGCGAGGUUCUUCAAAUUGCAUAUCAAGAUAUGCCCAAAACUAAGGAGAAGCCUCUAUUAGCAACUUACAUCAUGAUAAACUUGAUGUUGGUGGCCUUUGCUAUAUCAAUAGUGGUUAUGGCGUCCGAACCCUGCCACUUGCCAGAAUUCGGUAUUCACUCAGUAAAAAGAUGGCUACGUCAAAUGGAUCUCAAUCUGCUUGCUAAGUUCCGAUUUGUUUGCUUGUUGGCAUUUCCACUGGCAACAAUUGCAAAUCUGGUCAUACUAUUGGAAAACAAAGAAUAA